AUGAAUGGCUGCUAUCUUCCGCCACAUUUUACGGACUCCACCACCGCCCUCCUCCUCUUUCCCUCGCCCUGCUUCUUCUUCACCUUCAUCUACACUUCUCUCAAGGCCCUCCUGCAUCCGCGCCGCAUCAUCUCCCAUGGACAUUCACAACCAAGCGAGCAAAAUAAAGUUCACAGACUUCCCCUACGUGUCGGCCCCACACAGGAACCUCAUGGUUGAUCUUGUAUCGAUAUUAGAGACGCGCCUUGGCUCGGAGCUCCUCCCUUGUACCCUUCCUCCCGACGUACAAUACUACCAGAACGAGACUGGCACCAACCAUGCAUCCCUCCACAUCAGAUCCGGCCUCGCCUCCUCCCCUGUUGAUUUCAUAUUAGGAAGUUGGCUGCACUGUGAGCUACCAACAGGUGGAGCAUUGAACAUUACAAGCCUCUCAUCCUAUCUGAACCAAACCACAGAUGCACCAAAUUUCCUACUUGAGCUCAUCCAGAGCAGCCCAACCUCCCUGGUCCUCAUCCUUGACUUGCCUCCCAGAAAAGACCUUGUCCUCCACCCUGACUACCUGCAAACAUUUUAUCAAGACACCCAACUGGACACACCCAGGCAAAGGCUUGACAAACUUGCUGAGGCUAAACCCUACUUCUCUUCAUCGCUAUACAUCCGCAGUGUUGUGUCUCCAACAGCCAUUUUGGUUCGGAUUGAAGCAGAGGCUGAUGGGCAGCGACAAAGCCUGGAGGAGAUCAUAGAGAACCAUGUGGGUCCCAUUGCAAAGGAGGUGCUGGGAAUUUGGCUGGAUCAAUGUGCUAGUGGGAAGAGAGAAGUGGAAGAGGAUGAGAGGGCUUACCUAAAGAAGAGGGAUGAUUUGAUCAAGAGGAAGACUAUUGAGAUUGAUUUGGGGUCCAAUUUCCCUAGAUUGUUUGGGCCUGAUGCCGCAGAUCGAGUAUUGGGUGCCAUUAAAGAAGUUUAUAGGGUAUGAUCAGAUCAAGCAUGGGACUAAUGUGCUUGAUUUGAUCAAUGUGGAAAAUAACAAAUACCAGUGAUAUGAUAUUAAUAGGAAGGAUUUGGCAAAGUCUGAUGUGUUUACCUGAGUUUAAAGAAGAAAAAAAAACACAACGAGAAUUGUAUAAA
Messenger RNA from Prunus dulcis (almond), 1125 nucleotides. RefSeq names its product red chlorophyll catabolite reductase, chloroplastic. Gene Ontology annotation, molecular function: red chlorophyll catabolite reductase activity. Bases 5 to 973 code for a protein of 322 amino acids. Gene Ontology annotation, cellular component: chloroplast. The transcript has 2 exons. Lineage: Eukaryota; Viridiplantae; Streptophyta; Magnoliopsida; Rosales; Rosaceae. Gene Ontology annotation, biological process: chlorophyll catabolic process. The record is from RefSeq and is a predicted model, not a curated record.